GCAGAUCAUUUCCUCAAUCUGCUGUUCGUGGCGAGGCGUGUGAAGAGAACAGCUGCGACAAACCUUAUACACCACGGAUAAAACACUUUAGGAUUUUCAUUUCCAGGCUUUUGGUUUUAUCGAAUGGAGCCUGUGAGGAUCGUACGAUUAGGAGUUAUUGUUUUUCUUUGUCAGGUACUUUCGUGUGGAUUUGCCGAGGAGUCGCCAUGCACACCUGGCUUUGAGUCGGAAUUAUUUGUGUUUCAAGUGCACAGAGAGCACCUUCAUAAGGGGAAAAGACUAGGAAAAGUAACGUUCAAUACGUGCGAUGGAAGAUCGAGAACACUCUUUCAGUCCGCCGACAAGCGGUUUGAUGUGAACACAGAAGGAACUUUAACACUGAAGAGACGGGUCACUCUUCAUGAGGGUCAUAAGGUGUUUUCUGUACAUGCUUGGGACUCCAUUGGCAAAAAGCACACAGUGUUUGUCAGAGUUGAGCGUGCUCACCAUCAUGAGGGUCAUCAUAUGGAUACUGUGGUGAACACAACUCCACAGAUGGAAUCUUCCUCUGACGAUCUGGUGAUUGUGAAGUUUCCAAGGUCUUCAGCAGGACUAAAGAGAGCAAAGAGAGGUUGGGUUAUUCCACCUUUCAAUGAACCGGAGAACAGCAGAGGUCCUUUCCCAAGAACGCUUUCUAAGAUCAAGUCAGAUUUUGCCUCAGAAACUACGAUGACGUACAGUAUCACAGGUGAAGGAGCAGAUCUGCCACCAAAGGGCUUUUUCAUAUGUGACAAAUUUUCAGGGACUAUUUCAGUGACACAGCCGCUCGACAGAGAGACUAAAGCCUCCUAUAAUCUCACAGCUUAUGCUAUUGGAGAAGGAGGCAUAAAAGAGAAGCCAAUUGAUAUCAUCAUCUAUGUGAUUGACCAGAAUGACAAUAAACCUGUGUUUACUGAAAAUCCUUUCAAUGGACAGGUUCCUGAAGCUUCUCUAAAAGAUUAUGAGUUUAUGACGGUCACAGCCACUGAUGCAGAUGAUCCAAAUACUGAUAACGGUGAUGUCAGAUACAAAAUUAUCAGCCAAGAUCCUCCGUUACCAAGUCCAGAUAUGUUUGAUAUCAACACCAUAACUGGAGGGAUUCGUGUCAUUGGUACAGGACUGGAUAGAGAGAAACACCGCACAUAUACUUUACUAAUUCAGGCUGCAUAUAUGAGAGGAGAGGGUUGGACAACGACGGGCACGGCUGUUAUUACUGUCACUGACAGCAAUGAUAACGCACCUCAGUUUGAGCAAACCACGCACGAAGCAUCUGUCCCAGAGAAUCAAAUUGGUGCCGUAGUGGCCAAGCUCACAGUUACUGAUGGAGAUGAACCCGGAUCACCCGCCUGGUCAACAAAAUAUAAGAUUAUAAAUGGUGAUAAAGGAGGAUUUUUCAAUGUCAGUACUGGACCCAGUCAGCUCGAGGGAAUCAUCACCACUGUGAAGCCACUGGAUUAUGAAAAGACCAAGCAGUACAUUCUGUCUGUGAUUGUUGAGAACGAGGAUCCGUUUGUCGGCUCUUUGCCCACAUCCACUGCCACAGUCACCGUCAAUGUGGAGGAUGUGAAUGAACCUCCAGAAUUCAAACCAAAAGAGAACGUCAUUUACAAACCUGAAGAUCUGGCUGUUGAUUCUGAAUUGAUUACUUAUACAGCCGUCGAUCCAGACACUGCCAGAUCACAGAAGUUAACGUAUAGAAUCGGCUAUGAUCCCGCCGGCUGGUUUAAUAUUGUCAAAGAAACCGGAGUGAUCAAAGUCAAGAAGCAAAUGGACAGAGAAUCCGGCAUGGUCAUAGAUGGCAAAUACAAAGCUCUCUUUCUGGCUGUUGAUGAUGAUGAAAAAGCACCAGCGACUGGCACAGGAACUCUGAUCAUCCAUCUGGAGGAUGUGAAUGACAACCCUCCCUCGAUUACUGAAAGAGAAAUAAAGAUGUGUAAUAGUGAAGCGCUUCCUGCUAUCCUCUCCAUCACGGAUAAAGACGGACCGCCUCAUGCCGGUCCAUUUCGUGUCGACACUCAUGGAGAAACCCAGAAAAACUGGACUGCCAGGAUGAAUGAAGAAUCAACCAAAAUAGAGCUGAUGCUCAGGACUACACUGGAGCCCGGCAUCUACAAUGUCAUCCUGAGAGUUUUCGAUCAGGGCGACCUGUAUCAGGACAACACGAUUAAGGCCACAGUGUGUGACUGCAAGGGAGAAGAUUUUCGAUGCACUGAGAGGCUGGCAGCAGGGUUACCGCUGUCUGGAGUUCUCGGAAUCCUCGGUGCAAUCUUGGCUCUGCUGUUGCUGCUCCUUCUGCUCCUCUUGUUCCUGCGGAGGAAGAGUGGAGUUAAAAAAGAGCCUCUUCUUCCUGAAGAUGACAUCAGGGACAACAUCUAUUAUUAUGAUGAGGAAGGUGGUGGGGAAGAUGAUCAGGAUUAUGAUUUAGGCGUGCUGCACAGAGGCCUGGACAACAGACCAGGAAUCAUGAGAAAUGAUGAGAUGCCAACUUUUAUGCCUGCACCUCAGUACAGACCUCGACCUGCUAACCCCGAUGAGAUCGGCACAUUCAUCGAUGACAAUCUGAAGGCCGCAGAUAAUGACCCCACCGCACCUCCCUACGACUCCCUGCUGGUGUUUGACUAUGAAGGUGGAGGCUCCGAUGCCGGUUCACUUAGCUCUCUCCACUCGUCCAGCUCAGGGAACGACCAGGACUAUGAUUUCCUCAAUGAGUGGGGCCCGCGCUUCAAGAAGCUGGCGGACAUGUAUGGAGGUGGAGAGGAUUAAAACAACAUCUUUGAGAGCUGUUUUUGCUCUGCUUGUUUUCUUCAAGCGAGAGAGGCACGUGGAUGUUUAAAAGGUGUGAAAUAAGGGACAAUUUUUAUACGGUUUUCACUUUGUCUGGUGAUUGUAUGUUUUGCUCGAAGGUAAUAGCACUGCUGAUGCGUCGCCAACUUUAAGAAAGAUUUAUUGACUUUCACAAGUGUUUACUUGUCCUCCGUAGUCUGGGCAGGAACAUGGCUGAAUUUUUUUUAAAACAAAGCUCCAACUUAAAGAUAUAUUCUAUAUUUGCUUGCAGAUAUUUGAUCUAUGGAUAAUGAACUGAGAGUACAGCGCAGGAUGUUGGUCCUACAUUUUAAGCUGUCGAUGCCUUGUAUAUUUUGUUAUGGAUUUAAAGUUUGCUAAAUGAAUUUAUCUUUUUACCAUUUCUUUGGCAUUAAAGGCUAAUCCAAAGCAUGAACUGUACUGUACAUUUUCUGUUUUUUAAGAACACUGAUGUGAUUGUUUUGCAAGGUUUUUUUAAAACUGGCAUCCACUUCUGUCCUAUUUUCCUAAACCGAGGAUGUUAAUCAGCUGUUUUUCUUUAUACAGUUUUAUUUUGGUAAUGUUUAAUAAAAUAUGCAAAUGAGCAUCAUUUUGAAACAAUUA
Messenger RNA from Triplophysa rosa, 3423 nucleotides. Its product is annotated as B-cadherin-like. Bases 124 to 2781 code for a protein of 885 amino acids. Gene Ontology annotation, cellular component: adherens junction; cytoplasm; plasma membrane. Gene Ontology annotation, molecular function: cadherin binding; calcium ion binding. Gene Ontology annotation, biological process: adherens junction organization; homophilic cell-cell adhesion; calcium-dependent cell-cell adhesion. Lineage: Eukaryota; Metazoa; Chordata; Actinopteri; Cypriniformes; Nemacheilidae. The transcript is spliced from 16 exons. The record is from RefSeq and is a predicted model, not a curated record.